This is a messenger RNA of Leucoraja erinaceus (little skate), 1706 nucleotides long. RefSeq lists its product as uncharacterized. The transcript has a single exon. The record is from RefSeq and is a predicted model, not a curated record. Lineage: Eukaryota; Metazoa; Chordata; Chondrichthyes; Rajiformes; Rajidae. Bases 9 to 1706 code for a protein of 565 amino acids.
GGAAGGUCAUGGUCACCGUGUCCCCCCCCUCAGCCCACAUGACCCCGGGCCCGGGCACGGGCAGGGUGACGGCGCGACUCCAGGCCCAGGCCCCAACUCAACCCUUGACCCCGUCCCGACCCCAACCGGUGACCCCAGCUCAACCGGUGACCCCCGCUCAACCCCUGACCCCAACUCAACCCGUGAUCCCAGUUCCACUGGUGACCCCCCCCCGACCCCAACCGGUGACCCCAGUUCAACAUCCCCCUUUGGCCUCACCCCAACCGGUGACCCCAGCCCGACCCCAACCCGUGAUCCCGACCCAUCUCCAACCCCCGACCCCGCCACCACCUUUGACCCCGUCCCAGAUUUCCACCCCGACCCGAUCUCAACCCCCGGCCCUGCCCCGAACGCCGACCCCCGGGCAACCUUCGACCCUGCCCGGGACCGCGACCCCAGCCCGACCUCAGGCUUCGAUCCCGGUGCGGACGUCGUCGACGGCCCUGCUUCAACCCCCGCCGCCGCGACCCUCACCUCUGACCUUCGCCCCCUCCCCCGCCAACCUGGCCCGAACCCCGCCCCCCGCUCGGCCCUUGACCCUGGCCCUGGGCCGCACCUCUUCCCCCGCCCUGCUCCAACCCCUGACCUUCCCCCUCCCCCCUGACCCCCACCCAAAACCCGGCCCGAGUGUCCCCGCCGCGACCUCCCACCCCCAGCCGGCCCCCGUGCCGGCCCGACCCCUGACCUCUCCCCUCCCCCACCCCUCCAAGCUCAACCUCCCCUAUUUCCUGAUCCAGUCCCGGCACCUGACUCCUCGAUCAACCCGGCGGCCAAUCACUUCUCCCCUGCCCGUCUCCCCCCUCGCGCUCACCUCCUCUCCCCCCUCCCCCAAGAAGGAGGCUGCCUCCGCGACCCCUCACCCCACAGCCCAUCACCCCGCACCCACUCACCCCGCGGCCCCUCACCCCUCCGCCCCUAUUGUCUUGACCUUGCACGCUCGCCCCUUGGCCAUUCACCCUCACCAACCCUCGACCUCUCACCCUUCAACCCCAGCUCCCUCGUUACCCCCUCAAACCUCACGUACUCACCCCCCUCCCUCCACUCCCUCUCCCGUGCAACCCUUGCACACUCAGUCCACUGCACCAGCACCCUUGCACACUCAAUCCUCCCCCUCCCCUGUGCAACCCUUGCACACUCAGUCCUCUGCACCCGCACCCUUGCACACUCAAUCUCCCUCUCCCGUGCAAUCCUCUCAGUCUCCACCACACGCUCGGUCCUCUCCCGUGCAAUCCUCACACACUCCGUCCUCUCCACCACUGCCCUUGCACACUCAGUCCUCUUCUUCACCAGUGCAGCCCUCUCACACUCAGUCCUCUCCCCAAACCGUGCACACUCGCCCCCCUCACUCCCCGCAACCCUCCAACACUCACUCCUCCACCCCUCAGCCCCACCCCACUACUGCCCCUCCACAGCCCUCUCACGAUCACCCCUCAACGCCUCACACUCAGCUCACUCCCUCCUCCACACAACCCUUACACCCUCACCCCACUCCCGCCACACUACGACUCUCGCACACCCCGCCCUCUCCCUCCUUCCCACAACCCUUGCUCCCUCCCUCAGUCACACCCCCGUCCCUCCACUCCACAAUCCUUGAACACUCACGAACCACCCUCCUCACCACAACCUUCGCACACUCACACGCCAGUGCCGCAGCCCACGCACACUAG